UAAAAAAAUUCAAGGGGACAAACAGGCGGCCAUAAGAAGAAAAGGGCUAAAAAAAUUCAAAGGGACAAACAGGCGACUAAAACAAGAAAAGGGCUAAAAAAAUUCAAAGGGACAGACAGGCGACUACAACAAGAAAAGGGCGUGGCAUUUACGUACACACCCACACUCUAAUAUAUAUAGACUCUCCAGUCUCUUAGGGUUGAUCAAGAGCACAGAGACGAAGCUGAGCCAAAAAAAAAAAACAGAGCACAGACACGAAGAUGGCCUCCAAUAAUGGAUGCUCCAUGAAACCUCAUGUGGUCUGUUUGCCCGCCCCGACUCAGAGCCACAUCGGUGCCAUGCUCAAACUCGCCAAACUCCUCCACCACCAAGGCCUCUGCAUCACCUACGUCAACACGGAGUUCAACCACAGGCGCCUGCUCGAGGCCAGAGGCGCAAGCUUCCUUAAAGCUCUCCCAGCCGGCUUCCAGUUCAUGGAGAUACCGGACGGACUUCCACCGUCAAAGGCCAAUGCCACACAGUCUAUUGUCUCCCUGUGCGAGUCCGUUAAGCUAUACAUGGGGGCUCCAUUCUGUGCCCUCAUCGAAGACCUGAACGAGAGGGCGUCUUCAGGUUCUGGCUUUCCACCGGUCUCUUGCAUCGUAGCGGAUGGUUUCAUGACGUUCUCAGCCUAUCCUGCCAGUGAGAAGUUUGGGAUCCCUGUCGUGAACUUGUGGACUAUACCAGCAUGUGCCCUGAUGGGAUUACUACAUUAUCCUAAGCUCCAGGAAAAGGGCUUAACUCCACUAAAAGAUGAAAGUUACCUCACAAAUGGCUUCCUAGAAACCAAAAUUGAUUGGAUUCCUGGCAUGACGAACAUGAGAUUGCGUGACAUGCCGAGUUUCUGCCGAACUACGGAUCCAGAUGAUUUCGUAUUCCAUUUCAUGGCAGACGCUGCUGCAAGAUUUGAUAAGGCUUCUGCGACCAUCAUCCACACUUUUGAACCCCUUGAGGUCGAUGUUUUGAGUGCUCUCUCGUCUAUGUUCUCUAGGACUGUUUACACAAUCGGCCCGUUUCAACUACUUAUCAAUAGGAUUUUAGAAAAUGGGAACCAUUUGAAGCACAUGGGUUGCAACCUAUGGAAAGAAGACAAGGAGUGUCUCAAGUGGCUCGAUUCGCAGAAACCUGAAUCAGUGCUCUACAUUAAUUUCGGAAGCAUAGCAUUUUUGACAUCGCAACAAUUGGUUGAGUUUGCUAUGGGGAUCGCUAAUAGUAAACAUCCAUUCCUAUGGAUAAUUAGACCCGACCUAGUGGACGGGGACACCGCAGUGUUACCUCCUGAAUUCACCAGUGAAACAAAGGGGAGAGCCUUUAUAACUGAAUGGUGCCCUCAAGAGGAAGUACUCAACCAUCCUUCGGUCGGAGGGUUUCUAACCCAUUGUGGAUGGAAUUCAAUGAUUGAGAGCUUGUCUGCCGGAGUCCCAACGUUGUGUUGGCCUUAUUUCGGCGACCAACAAACAAUUUGCAAGUAUGCCCGUUCAGACUGGGAGAUCGCACUAGAGAUUGGCAGUGAUGUGAAACAAGACGAAGUGGAGGGGCUCGUGAAGGAAUUGAUGGAAGGAGAGAAAGGAAAGCAAAUGAAGAAAAGGGCAACGGAGUGGAAGCGACUAGCCUUCAUCGCAACAAGAGAAGAAGGUUCGUCAACUAUAAAUUUGGGUGAAAUAAUAUCCGAUAUUAUGUCUAAAUAAUUCGUCAAUUAACUACUAUUAUCGAUCAAAAUGGGUUAUAUGGAAACUCAAUAGCCAUGUUACUACUUGAUAAUGUGUUUCCUGCGGAUGUAAAGAUGAGUUCUUUCGGAAACUAAUGCAAAUACCAUUUUAUACGCCAUUUAAAUGAUUUUAAAAUCACGAUGCUUCGAUGUGUUCUUUUUUUUUUUUUGGGUAGGUAUGCUUCGAUGUUUUUCAAAUAAAGACAAAUA
Messenger RNA from Punica granatum (pomegranate), 1957 nucleotides. The record is from RefSeq and is a predicted model, not a curated record. NCBI's taxonomy places the organism in Eukaryota, Viridiplantae, Streptophyta, Magnoliopsida, Myrtales, Lythraceae.